Meloidogyne enterolobii is the source of this 1788-nucleotide messenger RNA. The record is from the annotation of a GenBank genome assembly. Lineage: Eukaryota; Metazoa; Nematoda; Chromadorea; Rhabditida; Meloidogynidae.
AUGGUUGACGGUAAUAUUUAUUUUGUUGCUGGGUCUGAAAGAAAUAUUUCUUUUAUUGUAUCAACUGGCUCUAAUAUACAAUUUGGAAAUACAAAUAUAAUGAAUUUACCUAAUUCGACGGAAGUUGCUGCAGUACGUAAUUUACUUUUAAAUGCUCAAGAACGUAUGCUUGGAUUCGAGAAUACUUUACAAACAUCUAAUUUAGAGUGGCAAAAUAAAAUAAAUGAAUUACUUCAAAAGCAUUCAUUAUUAACUAAACAAAUUUCGGCACAAGUAAAUGACACUUAUCAAAGGGCUCGAACCAAUAGACGGGCUCGUUUGCUUAUUUUAAAGCUUACAAAGCAAAUAGAACGCCUUUUCAAGCUUAUGGCUACAGAUGAAUGUUUAAUAGGUGGUGCUGAUAAUUGUAAAAAUGGAGGUGUGUUUAUUGGAGGGAAUAGAACAAGAUUAUAUAAAAUUUUUAUAGGGACUUGUAUUGAUGGCUUUGGUAAAUUUCAAUGUCUUUGUCCCGCACAUUUUCAGGGAAAGCAUUGUGAAAUACGUGUUGAUGAAUGUGCCAUUUAUAGCGGGACAGCAAUUGGCUGUCAAAACGGUGCUAAAUGUACAAAUAAUCCUAAAAUAGCAGGGUUUACUUGUAAUUGUACAGCUGGAUGGCAUGGACUUCUUUGUGAACAUAAAGAGAAUACUUGUGACGGUGCCGACGAUAUUUGUGGCACUCAUGGGCAUUGUAUUCCGAGUCGGAGCAGUCAGUCUGCCAUUGGAUAUCGAUGUAUUUGUGAUCCGGGUUUUAAACAAGGAAAUGGUUUACAUUGUUUGGAUUUUGAUGAAUGUGCAAAUGAUUUAACAAACGAAUGUUCUAAACAACCACCAGUUGAAUGUAUAAACAUUCAUGGAAGUUAUAAAUGUGGAGAAUGCCCAACUGGAUAUUUGUCAAAAGGAGAGAAACAAGGCCAAAUUUGUCAAAAAAUUGAUAUUUGCAAUAACCCCCAAUUAAUUAAUGGAGGUUGUUCUCCAUUAGCUAAAUGUGUUAAUGAACCUGAAUUUCGUUGUAUUUGCCCUAUGAGAAUGACUGGAAAUGGAAUUGGGCCAGAUGGAUGUGAAAAUCCAAAAAUAAAUGGAACUGAUGAAGAAAAUUUGUGUUUAGAGAAUAAUAAAUAUUGUUUAAAUGGAGGGACUUGUCAAGCGAUUUCUUCAACAAAAUUUAGGUGUUUAUGUCCAGAAACACAUUAUGGGGGUCAUUGCGAACAUCCAAACCCUUGUCUUUCACGACAAUUUUGUUCUGGUCAUGGACGGUGCCAAAAAGAUCCUUUGGGGUGUAUUUGCUUUAAAGGCUUUUAUGGGCCACGUUGUCAAUUUCAGGAAGAUGGAUGUGGUUUUCAUACUUCGAAUGAGACGGGAGAAUUAAUUUAUGAACGGACUGCCCCUAGUCCAUUGUUCGAUAGAUGGACUUGUACUUGGCAUAUAGAAAUGUUUGACACUAGAAAAGUUUUACAAAUAAACUUUCUCAAUCUGACAGCUCCUCAUUUAUUUGAAGUUACAUCAAAGGGAUGUGAAAACGCUUUUGUUACCUUAACUAUUUUUGAUGGCGCUGAUCCAUUACAAAGCCCUACACUUGCUUCUACACAAAUUGUAAAUAUGUGUCAUGGAGAGGAUUUUGAAACGCCCUUUAAACACCCACUUUUUACUUCAACUAAUAAAGCAGUUAUUCGUUUAAGCAGUCGAAUUCAAGGUCGAAGUACUUUUUUACAUCUAAAUUGGACAGCUAAAAAGCCAAGUAUAAGUUCUUAG